Morus notabilis is the source of this 1246-nucleotide messenger RNA. RefSeq names its product soluble inorganic pyrophosphatase 1. The record is from RefSeq and is a predicted model, not a curated record. Gene Ontology annotation, molecular function: inorganic diphosphate phosphatase activity; magnesium ion binding. Lineage: Eukaryota; Viridiplantae; Streptophyta; Magnoliopsida; Rosales; Moraceae. Gene Ontology annotation, cellular component: cytoplasm. Gene Ontology annotation, biological process: phosphate-containing compound metabolic process. The coding region runs from base 288 to 938 and encodes 216 amino acids. The transcript is spliced from 9 exons.
AUCCGAAAGUCCCCAAUAGAAAAUAACGAAGUUUGAGGUUGAGGAGGACAAGUGGUUAGGACAGCUAUGUUCUCGCUCCGAAAGAGCCACGAAGGGUGUUGUGUUGUGUGUUUGCCUGAAAAUACAUUUGACCAAUCCCCCGCAUCUCUUUCCGCCAAAACAACCUUUUUUUCCUUUUGCCCAAUAUAUAUAGUUCCAUUUUAGUCCUUUUCUUUAGCGUCCUCAUUCUAAUAUUCUCUCCUUUUCAGUUUCACCCCCCUUUGUCUUUCAUCAAUCUUAAGUUAGAGAUGAGUGAAGAAGCCAAUCAGGAACAGCAUCCGGUGCAGCCACCACCGCGUCAAGUUCCCCGUUUGAAUGAGAGGAUUCUUUCAUCUUUGUCCAGACGAUCAGUUGCUGCACAUCCUUGGCAUGAUCUUGAGAUUGGACCUUCUGCUCCACAGAUUUUUAACUGUGUGGUUGAGAUAACCAAGGGAAGUAAGGUCAAAUAUGAGCUCGACAAGAAAACAGGACUGAUAAAGGUUGAUCGAAUUUUGUAUUCAUCGGUGGUCUAUCCUCAUAAUUAUGGUUUCAUCCCUCGCACAUUGUGUGAAGACAACGAUCCGAUGGAUGUUUUGGUCCUCAUGCAGGAACCAGUUCUUCCUGGUUGUUUUCUGCGAGCCAAGGCCAUAGGACUAAUGCCCAUGAUUGAUCAGGGAGAGAAAGAUGAUAAGAUCAUUGCUGUCUGCGCUGAUGAUCCAGAGUACAAGCACUACAAUGACAUUAAAGAGCUUGCUCCUCAUCGCCUUUCGGAGAUCCGCCGCUUCUUUGAAGACUAUAAGAAAAACGAAAACAAAGAGGUUGCAGUUAAUGACUUUUUGCCCUCUUCCACUGCCACUGAAGCCAUCCAGUAUUCGAUGGACCUUUACGCUGAAUACGUUAUGCAUACUCUGAGGCGGUAGACGCAGACCGAUUUGUGUCUAUUUGAAUAAGUCGUUUAAUCAGCGAUGUAGAAGAUGUUAUGAUGAAAAACUUUCUUUUGAGUUCUGAUUUCAUUUUUGCAACUGGGGUAGUGGGGAAUCCCUUGUUUGGUUGGUUUAACAAGCAAAGAAGAGAGAAUUGCCAGUGAAUGUUUCUUUAUUUAUAUGCCUAUAGAUAAAGAUUGGAAAUUUGCUUAAAAGAUUGGAAAUUUGCUUUAAGCAGUUCACAAUCCUUUAUUCAACUGAUAUUUAUUCGAAAUUAUAUAUUGAUCCCAACAUUCUUGUUUCAA